AUAUUCUAAUCGCGUGUCUUAAUUGCACGGCUAACUUCGCCAGCUCGGGCUCAAUUAUCACCUUACGAUUUCGAAGCAUCACCCGUCGAGUCCUGUCUAGGAUCAUCGAACAUUUCUGAAACAUGUGUGGGACUGUUUGCGGAAUGUGUGACAUCCUACAGUCAACAUCAUCGAGGUGAAGCGAGAAGCGGAUUAUUACAAGAGCGUGUCGCCUUCUCUUCAGUCACGGUCUUUCCAUCUCCGCAUUUCAGUGACAACUCUCAGUGGCACAACAGGAAUAGCACUAGAAAAUUUUUCCAGUGAAAAAUAUUUAUCAUACAAACUUACGAAAUUAUGUAUCUCUUCGAAAUUUUUUUUGUAAUUUAUGUGGUAUCGGCUCAAGAGUGUUUCGACGAUGGCAACGAGUUUUGUAUCAAUCAAAACGACAUACUUUCCGUGGAUCUUUUACCUGGAUCAUUUUUAUUUAACGAUCCAUAUAAAAAUUAUAAUGUUUCCAAGACAGCGACAAACGAAACGAUAGAUGGAUCUUUUGACAAAGCGUUAAAUGAGAUGGAUUAUCAUAGGAAAAGAAUGAAUGAAUAUCUUUGUCACGGCUAUAUGGCAGAAGAAAUUUUCAAGGAAGUGAGCACUCCUAGAGUGAAACGACAUCCCGAAUCUCUGCCAACUAAUAAUGUGCAUCACACUUUCUUAGGCAAUGACAAUGUCACGAUACAUGAUAAACUUCUGGCGGAUGAAGGAAGCUCGAAGUAUAAAAAUUGGUUGCAACGAACGACUACAUUAAACGACGUGUAUCGACACGUCGCUCCCCAUAAAAAGAUUAAAAAGAAGCAAGAUGACGAUAUUGAAGAGUUCGAUGGUGAGGUGACGGGUUAUGCAAUGCAAGCUCCUAUGCCAUCAAAUGGAAAAGUGGGCAUUUAUGAACCAUCCCAUAACGAUGACAUGUUAUCGUCAUCAUCGGGACAUCAUUUUCAUUAUGGACCUCCAUUUGGAUACCAUCAUGUUAGUCACUUUGGACAUCAUGGUGACUUCUUUCCAUCCAUUCAUGAGGAAUAUUAUUAUCCACCGAAUCAUCAUGAACAUCAGGAAGAAGAACAUAAACCCUCUUACUCUAAGGGAAAAGGCCACGACCUUUCGAUCAGUGAUUUUUUUGAAGUCGCGCUCACCGCGCUUGCAUUCUUGGCAUUUGGGCUAUUUCUCAUUCAGUUAUUGAUGAAUUGCACGAACAAUAAUGGUAUGAGUAGACGAUUAACUAAGCGACAUAUAAUUUCUUUCUCCUCGUCUGUGGCAAGCAAUGAAGAGUUGAAUGAUCUAGCCUUUCGCGUUUUAAAGUCUAUCGAAGCAGUUAUGAUCGCCGAAGCAGAUUCUGGUAAUUGUUUGCGCAGAAUAUUAUGUGAAGAUAAUCAAUUUUCCAAGGAAACUAACGACGAUCGUAGGAUUUGGAUUCCCGUUUGGAGCUUGGGCAUGAGUUGGUUAUCGGGUAGAGUGCUGCAUAAAACUCCAUGGUCGGCAAUGUUGGAUUCUGUGAAGGCGUCCAUACUGGGGUUAGGUGGAAUUGAUUGCGCUUCUUUUUACCCUGGGUGUGAUCUUGAGAAGGAAAGGAUUAAGAGACGUCGCAGGAGAAGGAAAUAAAAAUCGAUGCUUUAUAAAGUUUAAAAAAAAUUUAAAGAAAACUGAAUUAAA
Messenger RNA from Pogonomyrmex barbatus (red harvester ant), 1680 nucleotides. RefSeq lists its product as uncharacterized. The record is from RefSeq and is a predicted model, not a curated record. Lineage: Eukaryota; Metazoa; Arthropoda; Insecta; Hymenoptera; Formicidae.